Molecule: messenger RNA, 1275 nt
Organism: Marasmius oreades (fairy-ring Marasmius)
Lineage: Eukaryota; Fungi; Basidiomycota; Agaricomycetes; Agaricales; Marasmiaceae
Exons: 3
Coding region: 1-1275 (424 amino acids)
Biological process (GO): epoxide metabolic process
Molecular function (GO): epoxide hydrolase activity
Source: RefSeq, a predicted model, not a curated record
AUGACUGCGGUGACAUCGCCUUUUGCCACAUUCAAAUUCAUGGCGACACCCAAACCCUACACUCUCGACGUUCCCUCCGAUUUCCUAGACUGGAUAAACAACCGUGUCAAAACCGCCCAUCUCGUAUCCGAUCUCGAACAUGCGCCUGGCGACGAAUGGCGAGACGGAACACCUACCGCUGUCAUGGAGGACCUGGUAGAGUAUUGGAAGACAUCAUACGACUGGAGAAGUGUCGAGAAAAACAUCAACGACAAGUUUCCAAUGUUCACGUUGGACGUCGAGGAGGGAGAUGAAACGAUCAAGUUGCAUUUCGUGCAUAAACGCAGUGAACGGCCUGAUGCUGUUCCUUUACUUUUUGCCCAUGGGUGGCCAGGGAACUUCUUGGAGGUUGAGAACCUCCUCCAGUUGACGAACCCUGCUGACCCGAAAGCACAAGCUUACCAUAUCGUCGCGCCCAGCCUUCCGGGGUUUACCCUGUCGUCAUCUCCAAAGAAACCAGGCUUCAUUCUCCCCAACAUCGCACGCAUCUACCACAAACUGAUGCUCACCCUCGGCUACCACCACUACCUCGGCCAAGGCGGAGACUGGGGCUCUUUCGUCCUCCGCAGCAUGGCCCUCCAAUUUCCCGACGCCUGUAUUGGUAUCCACCUCAACUUCAUCCUCUGUCUCCCCCCUUCCCCUCUUCGAAACCCUCUCACCCUUCUUUACCUCAUCCUCCGUUGGUUCACACCUGACCAAAAGGAACGUCUUAAGAGGAUGCAAUGGUGGUUCAAGCACGAAUCAGGGUAUACCGGAAUCCAAGGAACAAAACCCCAAAGCGUGUCCUACGGCCUCCUCGAUUCUCCUGUUGGAAUGUUAGCCUGGAUACGUGAGAAACUACAAGGGCUCGUCGAACCGGAUUACGUUUGGGACAAAGAGAGGUGUAUCACUUUUACGAUGCUCUACUUGAUUUCGGGUAGCGCUGGUCAUGCUCGGAUUUACAAGGAGAAUGUUGCCACUGUGGGAGAGACCGUCAUGAGUCAGAAAAUCUCUUCCUCUGUCGCGGUAGGAGUCAGUUGUUUCCCAAAGGAUGUGGCAUACGUUCCUAGAUGGUGGGCUGAAGCGAAUUCAAUAUCCAACAUCGUAUUUUGGAAGGAACAUGCGAAAGGAGGACAUUUCCCCUCGGUGGAGGUUCCUGAUAUGCUGAUUGCUGAUAUACAAGAGUGGGUCGAAGUCAUGCGUUCAAAGGGUGAUCCCACUCGAUGGGAAUGUCUACUCAAUGCGGGGCGUGCGUAG